UUUGAUGUUCUUCUUUAUUACAAUUAUCUUCAUCCGUUCAAAAGUAGAGAAAAUGUAAAUCAAUCAGCUUGAAGACGAAGACUGUAUGUAUCCAUAACCCAAAACAACACUUCAAAUUUCUUCCUCUCUUUCUCUUUUCUUCCCAAUUUUCUCCACAAUUCUUUGUUUCGUUGGACAGGAAUUUGCUGAUCAUUUCUGAUCCACCUUCACAUGGAAAAAUUGCCAACCGAAAUCUGCUUCAAGAUUUUCUGUUUCUUGGAUUCCCAGAACCUUGCAACCGCACUUCAAGUUUGCAGGAAGUGGAACUCCUUAGCUUCAGACAAUAUCUUGUGGUCAAAUUUAUUCAAGGAGAGGUGGGGAGAAGACCAUGCUGCAUUUUAUCACCCAAUUGGUUCAAAGUCAUGGAAGGAUUCAUAUGAGGUGCAAGAUCGAUGUGAUCGAUUUGGACUGGGCCUAAGAAUUAUCCGAGAAGGGAAUGACUACUAUCUCAUUCACCAAGGUGAAAUCCAGAGGCACCUAGGUUCAAGAAGACAAAAGAAUGGACAGACCAGUUUUCUUCCUUUGAGUUCGAAAAGAGAGUUCCUAUCAGAAGGACUUCUCGAAGAAGACAAAUCCUGUCGAGGAAUUCUGGACAGGAUCCUUUUCUUCAUUGGAGACUUGGAAGUUGCUUCCACAGAUGCAAAGCGUAGCAGGUCUCUGUGAAGCUUCCUUAAGUCAGCAAAAAUUAUGUGAAUUUUAUGUAUAAUAUUUAUAUUUGUUUACGUUGACAUUGAAUUGUGGCAAAUGUAGAAUAUACAUCUCAUGUUCUUUUGAAAUGCCAUAAAUAAAUUUAUCUUCUUCAUA
Cucumis sativus (cucumber) is the source of this 843-nucleotide messenger RNA. RefSeq names its product F-box/WD repeat-containing protein pof1. Gene Ontology annotation, biological process: SCF-dependent proteasomal ubiquitin-dependent protein catabolic process. Lineage: Eukaryota; Viridiplantae; Streptophyta; Magnoliopsida; Cucurbitales; Cucurbitaceae. The transcript is spliced from 3 exons. The record is from RefSeq and is a predicted model, not a curated record. Gene Ontology annotation, molecular function: protein binding. The coding region runs from base 211 to 702 and encodes 163 amino acids. Gene Ontology annotation, cellular component: SCF ubiquitin ligase complex.